UCCGCUUCCUGUUGACAAGGGGGCGGAGCGGGGGUUCUGUGAUCGGGCCCGGAGAGGGCUGCUCGACUGCCGAGCUCCGUGACGGUACCGUGUUUACAACGCUAUGUGUGACGGCUUUGAUAGAGCCCCGGGAGGCGGCAGAGGCAGAGGUCGCGGCGUAGGGACAGGCAGAGGACGCGGGCGAGAAGGCGACACACCGCCCGCCUUCCGGGGCCAGAACAACGGAGUGGAAUCCAUCACCUCAGCGCAGAGGGCGGGAGGACCCCAGCAACAAGAGCCGCUACGGCCGCCCCUCAGCAUUCCUCCCCUGGGAAGCAUCUCUGCUGCAGCCCAAAUAAAUCAGAAAAAGGUUCAGAUAUCUGUAGAGACCAGCCACAUGGCCGUGUAUAAGGGUCAGCCUCCAGAUUCCAGCACCGUGAACUCCAAACUGUCUGCAAAUGCAGCCGAGUUUUAUCCCUCCGGAUAUUUUGCAGAUGGCAAUUCCUAUGAGGAGAAUAAUGUGGGAGAUCCGGCUGUCCUAAACAUCACGUUGGCAAGCUAUGUCCAGGACAUACUCAACCAUUUAACUGAAGAGCCGGGUAGCUUUGAGGCUGAGAUUGGCCAGUUUACAGAUGUCCUGAAUGGCUGGGUCACCACAGAAGAAUCCUUGAAGGAGCUCGUGGAACUUAUCUAUGGGCAGGCAACUUCAGUCCCCAAUUUCUCCUAUACUGGGGCGCGAUUGUGUAAUCACUUGACAAGUAAUCUUCAGAUAAACUCUCAGAACUGGAAUUUCAGGCACUUGCUCCUUAAGAGGUGUCAGACAGAAUUUGAAAAAAGACAUCAGGCAGCAAAAGAAAAUGAAGCCACAAGAAAGCGCUUUCAUGCCUUUGUAUUGUUCUUGGGUGAACUUUAUCUUAACCUGGAGAUAAAAGGUGCAAAGGGCCAAGUGACUCGAGCCGAGAUCCUGCAGAGCGGCCUCAAGGAGCUGCUGGAUGCUUUAUUCUCCAAUCCAGUAGAUGAUAAUCUCAUCUGUGCUGUAAAACUACUGAAGUUAACUGGAUCUGUUCUAGAAGAUGCAUGGAAAGAGAAGGGCACUUAUCACAUGGAUGACGUGAUCCAGAGAAUGAAGAACGUGGUUCUGGAUUCAGACCGUAGCAGAGACGUAAGACAGAUGCUGCUGAAAGUAGUAGAACUUCGAUCCAGUAAUUGGGGGAGGGUUCAUUCUACUUGGACUUUCAAGGAAGCCACCCCUGAAAAUGACCCCAAUUACUUCAUGAAUGAGCCCACCUUUUACACCUCUGAGGGUAUUCCCUUCACUGCUGCAGACCCAGAGUAUCAAGAAAAGUACCAGGAGAUGCUGGACAGAGAAGACUUUUUCUGUGAAGACACUGGGACAGACUUGUCCGCUUCUGGAGAUGCGUUCCUCGAUGAUUUUGGCGAUGAUGAAAUGGACCCUGAGAUGCAAGAAGCUUAUGAAAAGUUCUGCUUGGAGUCAGAACACAAGCGAACUAAGUGAAUACAUGGACAUGGUUCAGUACGCUGUUUAGCACACGGGGCAGACGUAUCAUUCUUGCACCAAUAUUAUUACGUUCAAGAUUAUCUCAGAUCUAGAAAUUUAUGCAAACUCUUUUGUUUAAGUGAAUGCCAAAAAAUGUGUACGCGGAUACCCAGUAAGUUAUAUCGACAUUUGUGUAAAUAUUCUAGUUUCAUUUCUGUUCAGUUAAAGGAACAGUGGUUUUUUUGUUUUCUUUUUGGCUGCAUUAAAAAAGAAAAAGGAAAAAAUAUCCAAUCUAACGGCACAUUGUUGUGAUAAAACCGUUCCUAACUCGGUAGGCCCAUCCUUUAACCUGAAGGAUGUAGUAGGUCGUCUGGCCAGGUAAUGUGCAUGGCUUUUUUGUGGGUUAGAGCCUAUUAAAACAAAUCCCAGUAUUCCUCAAUGAACCCCCAGCUCAGCCUGACUAAUUUAUUUCUUGAAGGUUUUCAGCGAUGUUUUUCUGUACUUGACAUAGAAACUUGACAAAUAAAAAGCAAUUUAUUUUACCAUAAUUACUCUGUACGUUAAGGAUGUUCAUCCACUUGUGCUCUGUGUUCACCGUAGGGGGGGAAAUCUGAUAGCCAAGAGAUGGUAGAAAGGGUUGGGGCGAUGUAAGUAGUCUAUUAAAGGGAAAUUUUAAUCUUCUUUUUUUUUUCUAUGUCGUAUAGAGCCGCACCACUACUGAAAUAUACAAUUCCAGGCAGGCACAAAUCCACAUGCAGCUUUUCUUGCAGUUGGAACGUGUAAGGGGUCGUGCUCCUUUUGAGAACCUUGUGUUGGUACUUCAUGGUACAAUCACAGAAACUUUUGGAACAGGAUUUUAUAUUUUUUUUUUUAUCCUUUUCAGUGUAAUAUCUGGUUGUUGCGGCUCCAAAAAUGCAGAAAGACGAAAAUACUGAUGAUUGGUUUGUUAGCGUUUGGAGUCAGAAAUAAGCCUGUCGGUAGCUGUCCCAGGAGAAUGCCAUUUCUAGGUUUAUAGCAAGCCACAUGCUCUUAGCAUUCAUUACCUUUAAAAACCCUUUGCCAUAGACCCUGUUAAGUAUUUCUGAGUUAGUUGAUGGGUGUCCUCUCUGGAGGAUCCUCAUACUUUACCCACAGGGUGAACACCUCUCACUCUGGAGGUCCUGUCCUGCUUUACAUAGAUAAUCCACUGGUAUGAAUGGACAGUGGUGUAAUGCUUCAUUCCUACCAUGGGGAGGGAAACGAAACACUUCCAGGUUACCCCACAGAUUACAGCUGAUCCUCGGGAUGCCAAAAACAGGACACUUUGUGAUCAAAUUGCUGUCAGGGGACCUGUUUAACAAGUAAGGAUUGUCCAAGGCAGAGAACCCCAUUAAUGUUCACUUAUGGGUAGGAGCUAAUUUAUUAAUGGGUUAACGCUACUCUUAUGGCAUAGAAAAGCGACAAAUUGUGGCGCUUGCCAUACUUGCGCCUUCUUUUGCAACUUGGCAAAUGGCAAAAAAAAAAGUUGGUGGGGUU
Molecule: messenger RNA, 2992 nt
Organism: Bufo gargarizans (Asiatic toad)
Lineage: Eukaryota; Metazoa; Chordata; Amphibia; Anura; Bufonidae
Gene: PAIP1
Product: poly(A) binding protein interacting protein 1
Exons: 11
Coding region: 104-1495 (463 amino acids)
Biological process (GO): regulation of translational initiation
Molecular function (GO): translation activator activity; protein binding; RNA binding
Source: RefSeq, a predicted model, not a curated record